This is a messenger RNA of Cladophialophora immunda, 2550 nucleotides long. RefSeq lists its product as uncharacterized. Gene Ontology annotation, cellular component: mitochondrion. NCBI's taxonomy places the organism in Eukaryota, Fungi, Ascomycota, Eurotiomycetes, Chaetothyriales, Herpotrichiellaceae. The record is from RefSeq and is a predicted model, not a curated record. Gene Ontology annotation, biological process: mitochondrial proton-transporting ATP synthase complex assembly. The transcript is spliced from 2 exons. Bases 126 to 1214 code for a protein of 362 amino acids.
GAGUACUGCGUGGUUGUGGGAGCUUCCUCGACUUUCAUCUCUCCUACGUCCACUUUCUCUGCUCCUGAUCCUGUAUUUCUUGCGUCCCGUCCAGCCUGCAUCUCUCGCCUUGCCCAUAAGCCACCAUGUCCCUCCCCCGAGGCGUCGCUCUGCGACACAUGCAGGCUCUCCCCGCGAGUCGCUCCCUCCUCCGGACCCAACGGCGCUGGGCGCGUGUUCACGACGUCCGCUUCGUAACCACACAUAGAAAUCAAGAGAAGGUUUUGGACCGCUAUAGACACAAGCUGGAGCAGAAGGCAAAGAACGAAGGCCAUGAUUCCGUAUCCUCCCUCACAGAAGCCUACAAGGAUAAAAUAAAAGACUACAAGCGUGCAGCCAAUGCCGGAUAUCCAUCUGCACCUACGGGCCAGAGCCCGCAAGCACAAAAGUCUCCAUUGCAACAGCCUCCGCCUCCCCCACCUACUCAGCAGUCAACAUCCCCAGCCAGCCAGCCACAAGGGAAGUCUUCGGCUGCAAACCACGCUUCGGGCGCACCGGGAAUAAAGCCUCUCUCCUCGUACCUUGACCUUGAAAAAGUGUCUUCCCUGCCAAAUAAAGAGGUGGAAUACAUCUGGCGACUUCGGCACGCAAACGACCCAUUGUCGCUUUGUGCCGUCAUACCGCUGGAAACGUAUAAUCGCAUUUACCGCACUGCGAGAAAACACCCACAAUUUGUCCUCCCCUUACCUCGCCCUGUGGCCGAGGAUGGCAGCGGCGACAUGAAACAAUCGUCCGACGGGUUCAGAGGCGAUGAACAACGGUCUGCUGCGGAUAUCCAUUUCUUGCAAUGGGGGUUCCAUCCUCCUUCAGGAGCCCCCUCAAGUCCGGAUGUGAAGACUUCAAAUACCCACAUGAGUACCGUGCUCUUCACGCACUUGGCCGCCUUCAAGCUCCAUGGAACCUAUGCUCAGCCACAUACGACAAUCACGCAUCACCUUGAUCUCGCGGACUCGCAUGGCCUGGUCUUGUUGAACGGAUCUGUUGUCAAAGGGCGGGGAGUGAGUGUAGAAGAAGGCCGUUGGCUUUUGAUGUGCCUCCAGAAAUUCUAUGACUAUGAAGGCCACGGAGGGGGCAUUGGACGUGAAAAGCGGCAAGGACUUUUGGAGAAAUUCAGCAAGGGCGACCAGGAAUUCAAUCUGGAAGAACUGGUCGAUGAGGCCGAGAGGAUAUCAUGAAGAGGGGCCGCCUCGUUCAUUCGCCGACAGGUUCGCUCCGUAACUGGUCACUGUCGACAUCGACAUUGGCUCUCUUGGGCUUCUCCCCUCGUGUACCUCUCAGCACUUCCCGGAUCAGGAAUCCCCAGAUCGCCUCAAAGUAGCCUGGUUCUGCCACGGUCGAGUUAUGGUCUCCAUUGGGGAAUUCUUUCCAGACCUUCGCGGUCGGGCAUUGCUCGAAGAGGGACUUCAUCAUGGAUGGUGGUACGAUCUCAUCCCGCAGGCCGGAAAGAAACAGAACGGGAAUUUCUGCAUCUUCCACCUUGGCCAAGCUUUGUUCUGAAUCCCAUCGCUGGUGACACAGAUACGAAAGGUAUUUCGCUGCUGGCAUGAUCGAUGGGAUCAACUUGCGAAUGGACAAGAAGGUAUUCUCCAAGAUGACAGCGGAAAUGUCACCAACGUGAUAAUUUGUCUGCAGCAGCUUGAUCGCAAGGGCUCCACCCAGACUCUGGCCGUAUAGGACAAUGUUGGUCUUUCUCAGCUCUUUAUGGUUGCGCACAAAGUCGAGGGCAGUUUGCCCGUCGAUGGAAAGUCCAUCUUCGCUCGGCGAGCCUGUCGACAACCCGUAACCUCGAUAUUCGACCAUGAACACAUGACAGCCCAAACUCUGGGAGAGGACUUUGCCUAUGGGAAGGCGGUGGCCAACAUUGCCAGCAUUGCCAUGAAAGGUCACGAGAGUGACAUUCUUUCUCAACGAAGGAUCGGAAGGGCGCAGGAGGUAGGCAUGGAGGGUCUCGCCGUCCGGCGUGGGAAACUUUAUGGAUUCUGCGUCCUGAAUACCAUACUUCUCAGGAGGGUCCACAUUCGUCCUUGAACCGGCAGGUAGAUUUGCGGGGUAGAUAAUGUCGUUUUGUUUGAAAUAAAGGAGGCUGCUUCCGAGAGCUGCGAGGCCUGAUGUGGCGAAGACGGGUAUGCGUAACCAGGAGAGGUAAGAAGAAGUCAUGGCGACAGCUUCAUCCAAGCGCAGCUUGGCUAGGGUGUGAUUGAAUUGCGGGGGCAAAUAGGACCUGAGGACGGAGUACAUCCAGCAAGGUGACUUGUAGGAGACUAAGAAUGACGAGCAAAAGCUUCUGGGAAGAAAAUGCGGCUCUAUAUGUGCGAAGUGAAGGGGAUAGAGUGAGCGGUGUCUGAGAGGCUCGAAACUUGGGGUUCUUGACUGGGAAAGCAAGGCAACACUUGAUGUUUGGAAGGUCGACACUUGGUGGCACGGCUCCUGCCAUGUUGGGUACCUUGGAGGUAGAUUUGGCGAGCUUAGACGCCUGGACCGCCAAGGGCCGUCUAAUUAAGCGCCCCUGGC